AUGGCGGCAGCUGAUCUGAAAAUGAACGAUCUUGACUCUGUUUUGGAUUUAGUUCAUCAACAAGCUGGUAAAUUUUUUACGGCCAUGUAAGUUUAACUUUCUCUUUUGUAAGAAAAAAAAUCGUGGUUUCUUUGUCACCUUUGACCAACAUCACGGUGGACAAUGAUGAAACAGCCUGAUGAAAUUAAUUUGAAAACAUAAACUUACGUUUAUGCACGCUUUAAAAGCGAUGUACGCGUUGUGGUUCAAUUUUAUCCUUGGUUUAAAGUUUAUUUCUUUUUGUUUAAGGGUAUGGUAAUGUAUGGUAGUGAGUUUAAAACAAAGGGAAAUUAAAUUUAAACCAAAGAUAAAAUUGAACCACAACGUACACACCCUACGAGAGAAGCAAAGACUUACGACAAAUAUAAUGAUUUUAAUAUUUUUUGUAGGCAAAUGGGAUCUGGUAUGUCGUACUCAAUUGAGGAUGCCAAAAGUAGGUACCAAUGUAAACGAUUAACUUUUAGUAGGAUGUGUAGAUCUAGAAAAUUGCCAUACUCCCCCGGCCAUUGGGAGUUUAUAUUGGUUUGUUCCUUUCCCCACCCCUUCUGGAAAUUCCAGUUUAGCUGUUCACUUUCCACUACAAAUUUUAGCUUUCAAUACCACCCCCCCCCCACCACCCCAGAGAUUUCGAGUGUUCCUCCAUGGGGUGGGUACUCCUGUUUUGGUUUUAGGGAGCAACAAUCUUGGUUUCAACAUUUUGAAAUCUACUUAGGGCUCAGGGGCGACAAAAUUUUUCUUGUUCCUCCCCUGAGGCCCUCUGAGGGAGGGGUUUGUAUGUCCCUAGUCUGAACUUCAAAUACAGAGGAAGCUCUCGUGAGUGGACACCCGGGAAGCGAAAAAGUUUUCCGUAACUGGGGCUGGCUGCUUACGGAAUGUCAAAAUACAGAGUUUGUAUGGGAGUUGAGAAAACGGCAUUUUGUGAGGGUGGCCGUGUAAGCAGAGCUUUCCGCUUAUGAGAGUGUCCUUUAGGAGCUAGAGCUUCCACUGUACAGUCAUUUGACAGUUUGAGGAGUAGGAUGUUUCUCUGGUGGUGCUACAUGUAACUCAUUCAUUUCAUGUAGUCGUGUGCCGCUGUUUCAAGGCCUUGUCACUUGUCAAAAUUUUACCCUCACAGGGCCUCUCCUCCCACCACUUACAAUGACCACCCCUUUAGUACAUAUGAAACCAAGAUGACUGCACCUGGCAGUAAGUACUCAUAUGGAAAAAUAGGAGGCUAUGAACAGUCAAGACAAGCCCUUGGUGCAGGUCUCAACAUUGUCUGGCUUUAAGAGACUUUCACUAUUAUAUUACUCUGCAACAGUACAGAAAAACUCCGUAGUUCGGCCCUGUUGUUUGAGAGGGGCUAAGGCAGCCACCGAUUAAUUUAGUUCAUUUCCUUUUACAUGAACUAGCUGACUUGGAUGGCUUGUCCAAACUGACAGACACGCUUCACGAAAAGCUCCUGUCCUCCGGUGUAAAUGCCAUUCCAUUAGAUUCGGAAAUGUUACAACUGGAUUAUCAAGCAACAGUUAGAAAAGGACAAGAGGAAGCAGAACUUAGUCGCAACACCAUGCAAAGAGUUCAAACAAACUGUGUUACACUUCGCAAAGCAAUGAGUGUACCACGGAAAUAGUGAUAAUAAGAAAUGGAAUUUAUGUAAAAGCCAUGUUGUUUCAAGGAGGUAUGGUUAGUGAAAUCACCAUCUAUUCAAACGGUGGGUAAUGCCAUCCAUUUCAUAAAUACAAGUCAUUGGUGUCCCUAAUACUUAUCCACUGGAAAGUGAUAUAUUUGGUAGAUAGCGCUAUCCAUCCUUUGAACACUGAACCAGCGCCUGAAAAGGACACUGAAACAGUAACAAGUUUUAACAAUACGAUGGACAUUCAACGUCAUCAAAAGGUUUAAGGAUAAAAAACUGCUUACAAAACUGACAAAAUUGCAAGGUGAAGUAGGAUUUGAAAGGAUAGUCAGACGUUUGCACAUUCUUAAUCUCAGUCCUCUUCUCUAAUAAGCAUGAAAAUGGAUGAGAAGAGCGUUGGGUCAUGUGUAGCUGUAAGAUCUGAAGGCUCUGGUGAUGAGAUUGAUGUUUGCAAUAAUAUUCUGCCAUGGCAUGUGAGUGGACAAUUACAGUCAAAGCAGACUUACAGUGUGCACUUUAUGACACAUUCGAAAGUAAACUAAAAUGUAUGGGAACCUCUCUUUAACAAUUUCAAUAACAUGGAAACUCAAAAGUCAAAGAAUGGAACCAGUUAUGGUUUUUGCUUCUGUCAAUCUUAAUUACAACAAAACAAAACAAGCAAAAUGAAUUCAAAAUCUAGAUAUCACAACUGACAGACAUGACCUUUAAAAGCUGCUGAAGAAAAGCUGUGUUUCCUGAGUAGUUUGUCAGGGUGAUUGACAGAAGCAAAAAAACGUGAAACAUUGGUUAAAGUUUUGACGUUAGGUUCGCAUGUUACUGAAAAGCACAGUAAGGCUUACAAGAUCACCUCUCUAGGAAAAGGAAAAAUUCACGCUUUGCAGGGUUACUGUCUGACCUUAUUGUAAGACAAUAAAUAUUGUCAUGCUCAAAUACAAAUUAUCAGAAUGGUGUAUGGCACAUCAAUCAAUUUACACCUCCACUUUUCCACCUCUGUUUUGGUGUCUUUAAUUUUAACGUUAUGAUUGUAACAAUACAGUUCUAUAGAGCGAAUUAAUAUGAUGUAAAUCUCUUGGUCAAAAAAGAAAAUCAUCUAUCUGUUAAUGACAAUCUGGGAUAAC
Porites lobata is the source of this 2772-nucleotide messenger RNA. Lineage: Eukaryota; Metazoa; Cnidaria; Anthozoa; Scleractinia; Poritidae. The record is from the annotation of a GenBank genome assembly.